Messenger RNA from Cooperia oncophora, 123 nucleotides. Lineage: Eukaryota; Metazoa; Nematoda; Chromadorea; Rhabditida; Trichostrongylidae. The record is from the annotation of a GenBank genome assembly.
AUGAUUUUCGUGAACGGCGAGCGAUUCGCCUCCUACGCUCAUCGCAUCGACCCUCAUGAAGUCGGAGGUCUCCAGAUUCAAGGCGACGUUGAGCUUAGCGGAAUUCAGAUCGUUGGCAACUGA